CAAUGCAGAGACCCACUGUGCAAAGGAAAUUCCUAGUGCGCGUGCAGGAUAAAGCGGGAAUGGAUCUCACGCACAAACCUUCGUUCACAUUGAUGUCGGUGGAAUAUAAAAAUAAAAUCUGAAAAAUGACGCAAUAUGCUCUAGGAGUCCACCUGCAGAUUCUGCUGGCAGUGGGUCUGGGAGUGUUCUGCUUCUGCCUGGUGCUGGGCUGUCUACUGUGUUGGCGGAGAGGGAAGUAUCAUCCACCAGAGGACAAAGAGGCUGCACUGUCCCCUUCCUCAGCCACGUGUGAACGGGUCACCGUGACCCUGACCCCCUCCUCUGGCACCUUACCCAUCAAGCAGCAGUAUGAGGAGCUAGACGGGGAUGUCCUGGACCUCCCCUCCCACAAUAGCAGCUCCUGCCCCUCUGAGAAUGACCUCACCACCCUGCCCUUUGAACCUCGCCCCCGGUCGUCCUCCUCUGAGCUGAGGUCCUCCUCCAGGUCCUGCUUCCCCAUGCGUCGCCUCAGCACCCCGGUUGUGUCCUCCUCCUCCCACUACAAGCCUUCAGGCCAUGGCCGCGCCUCCCUGCCCUCCAUCCCCAAACUGGGCCUAGUCUCCAAGACCCGUCGGGCGCUGGAACGCCGCUACUCCGUGAACGGUGACAACUUCCUGUACAGCGAACAGAGCCGCCUGACCAGCCCUCGCAGUGCCAUGCACCCUCCUGGCCCUCAGAGGGAGCUGUCCCAGCCACAGUAUGGCUCCAGCUCCCUAUCCAUCCCCACCAAGCCUGCUCCUCUCCUACACUUCACCCUACUCUUUUCCCCGGCACGGGGCACUCUGACCACCAACAUCAUGGGCCUGUCCGGGGCGGCACGGCGGCGCAGUGGGGUGUUCGUACGAGCCAGCCUGCCCCCGCUCUGCCCCUCACCCCAGCAGGGGGCAUCUCGGAGGCACAGCCUCAGCACAGAGAUACAGUGCCAGAGCCUUGUGCUACAGGUGGGCUCUGUGGAAGAGCUCCGCGCCUGCACCCUCCGGCUGGCUGUGUUCAGCAGGGACUUUUCAGGCCUGAGAGAGACAGCGCUGGGAGAGCUGGAGAUGCCUUGUGGGGAGAUGGACUGGGAGCCCGACACAACUGUCACCUACACCAGGGAGCUCACCCCCACCAGGAGUAGGCUGAAAAGGAGUAUGAGUUCCCAGGAGACGUUGGGUCGUAGGAAGAGUUCGCUCUGUGCUGCUCCACGGGCCCUGGGUCAGCUCUUCAUUCUGCUGCAGUACCAGACACUGGCCCACCGCAUCAAGGUGAUGGUCCGCAAGGCUGAGAACCUGGCCAAACUCUCCCGGAUGCCAGGAGCAGCAGAUCACUACGUAGUCAUCAACCUCCGUCAGGAUGGGAAGGUGAUCAGUACGAAGGAGACCAAAGGGGCGGGGGGACACAACGCUGUGUGGAACGCUCCCUUUCUCUUUGACCUGCCUGUUGGUGACAUCACUCAGCUGCCUCUUGCUCUGGAGUUCAUCAUCAUGCAGGGGCGGCUCUACACGAAGAGCAGCAUGCUGGGCCGUGUGUUGAUUGGCUGCGAGGCCCCAGAGGCAGGACAGGGACACUGGAGGGACAUGUGCAGUCAGGGACAGGUGGAGACAGCGUACUGGCACCCCAUCGCACCAGAAGUUGUUUAGGACAUUAUAGCUGACCUUAUGGAGGUGCCAGGUGGGUCAGAACGUUGCUGGAGAGAGGACAGGUGAUAGAGGGCUUGCCAGACUAAUGGGACACGCACAAAGGACGGACAGCAAAUGGACUAUCGGUGAUGGUACCUGUAAACAUAUUGUGAUGGCAUUGCAUUUAGACCUGUAGUACCUGAUACUUACUGUUCCACACUGCCCUAACAGUGAGAUACAGGCCACAGGAUGGACUGCCACUACUUCUGUAUGAUACCAGUUGCAUGGAUUUGUGUUAUAUGUUGGUGCUGUUUGUAUCAUAGAGAAAAAUCGGUCAGUCCCACACAUCUUUAAAGUUGGAAUCCGUAAUUGAAACUACAGCAAAGCGGACAACCCACCUGUGUUUUGGUAAAAGGCUGAGGGAUGAGCCUGGAGAAAGAUAACCGCUCUCAAAUUCAUAGUCACGACUGAACAUCCAUGAUAUCAAAAUGAUAGUUUUAACCAUGUUUUGAGGAUAUACAGUGUUUGUUUGCAUUUACAUCAUUGACAAACAUUGGAGUUAAACAAGCUUGUAUUUUGGGUUCUGAUGGAGUAGGACUGUUUAAAUAAGCUCAUGAGGCAUUUACAAGUUAUAUUUUUCAAGAAUCAAUGGGUAUACUGUAUCAUUAAUUCCAAAGUCCAAAGAUGGGGGUAGCAACUAAGGAUUCCAGCUUUAAUGACCAUUGUCUGAAUUUGUUCUACUGUCAAUGAUUCUUAAGUCAUGGUCAAAACACAGUCAUGGCCAAAACACUUCUUGAGUCAUGACCAAAACACUUCUAUUCGUGUUUUAUUGUGACGUUCUGUGUCAGUAUUUGUCCUCAGCCUUGAUCUCUGCUUGCUUUGUUUGUGUUUUGCUCUUGUGGUACUUGUGGUCUGUGCUACUUGCAUGAUUGGGACCUUUGCCAGACAUUAGCGUGAUUGAAGAAGUGAUCAAGUGAUCAUCAUGCGCCAUACUCAUGAAGACAGGAGUUUGAAAAGCCAUUUGCGUACAUCAAUCAGCCAACAAUUGAUGACUGUAACUGUGUAGGCAUUCCUUUUAAGGGACUUAUAGUGUACACAUUAUGUCAUGGGACUUUCAUUUAUUUUAAUCAGCAUUGAUAAAUGGAUGCCUGUCUUGUUUUGCUAAAACUGCAUAUUUAUGCUUUUUAACAGAGAAAGCUCUCACAGUUGACAUGUGUCUCUGAAUGAUAGUGAUGUGAUGAAGAUACCAUAUGUUCUGUCAUAUUUAUAGAUAGUAUAUGUUCCAUGCACUAGAAUAUUACAUGCACCUAACAUUAUUACAAACAAAAUAUCACAGUUGACUAGUGGAGUAAAAUGCCUGAUAUGGAAAGACUUGUAGAACUCAAUCUUCAGUCGUUGUUUCUUAUGUAGUGCUGAUGGCAUGUCUUUUGAUGGUUAUAAAUAUCCAUAUGUAGCAAUGUUGCUGCCGUCCUUCUCCUUGCUCCAACCUGGGCUCAAACAAGGGACCCUCUGAACACAUCAACAACUGCCUCGCACAAAGCAUUGUUAGCUAUCACUCCAAAAAAGCCAUGACGUU
Oncorhynchus kisutch (coho salmon) is the source of this 3213-nucleotide messenger RNA. Its product is annotated as synaptotagmin-13. Gene Ontology annotation, biological process: calcium ion-regulated exocytosis of neurotransmitter; vesicle fusion. Lineage: Eukaryota; Metazoa; Chordata; Actinopteri; Salmoniformes; Salmonidae. The transcript has 5 exons. Bases 126 to 1658 code for a protein of 510 amino acids. Gene Ontology annotation, molecular function: calcium-dependent phospholipid binding; SNARE binding; calcium ion binding. Gene Ontology annotation, cellular component: exocytic vesicle; axon; synapse. The record is from RefSeq and is a predicted model, not a curated record.